Messenger RNA from Drosophila subobscura, 1658 nucleotides. It is a transcript of the gene Hacd2, whose product is annotated as very-long-chain (3R)-3-hydroxyacyl-CoA dehydratase 3. Gene Ontology annotation, molecular function: 3-hydroxyacyl-CoA dehydratase activity. The transcript has 4 exons. Gene Ontology annotation, biological process: fatty acid elongation; sphingolipid biosynthetic process; very long-chain fatty acid biosynthetic process. Gene Ontology annotation, cellular component: endoplasmic reticulum membrane. The coding region runs from base 62 to 1180 and encodes 372 amino acids. The record is from RefSeq and is a predicted model, not a curated record. NCBI's taxonomy places the organism in Eukaryota, Metazoa, Arthropoda, Insecta, Diptera, Drosophilidae.
GUCACACUGAUAACAACCAUAACAAAACCAAAUUAUAAAUGUUUAAAUUUGUGCCAAGAAAAUGGCACAAUUAAGCCCCCUGGUGUAUUGGUCACAGACCAAACAAACGCUGCAGCUGAAGGUGGACCUCAAAGAUGCAAAGGGCGCCAUCGCGGACUUUUCGCCGGUGUCGGUUUCUUUUAGUGCAAGCGGUCAUGGGGCUCGGGGUGUGAAUACGUACAAGUUCGAUCUGCACUUCUAUUCGCUGAUCGAUGACGAGCAAGCCACGUUUGUGGUGAGCGACAACAAAAUAGAGCUGCUGAUAAGGAAACUGGAGCCGGCCUGGUGGCCCCGUCUUGUGGCCACUCCCCAGAAACCCCACUGGCUGAAGGUGGACUUUGACCGCUGGCGCACAGAAGACGAUGUGGAACAGGAGAAUGAGGAGGCGCCGCGAGAUGUGCGACAGGACUACGAGAAGGAAUACAACGACCUGCAGAGGCAAGAGCUCGGCUAUGUCAAGGAAAAAACCAAAAAGGUUUACCUAAUGUUCUACAACCUGGCCAUGUUUGUGGGCUACUUGUAUGUGGUGUCCGUCAUGGGCGUGCUCUACUACCGCGAUGGCUACAACAGUAUAACUAAGACGUACGCCCAUGUAGGAAAUGCAUUCAAAUUUGUCCAACUGCUGCAGUACCUGGAGGUUAUGCACCCGCUCUUCGGCUACACCAAGGGCAGCCCCCUAGUGCCAUUCUUCCAAGUGUCGGGACGCAAUUUCAUUCUGUUUUUGAUGAUCGAAUGGGAGCCCCGUAUGCAUGCCAAACCGGUGGUUUUCUAUGUAUUCCUCAUUUGGUCUCUGGUUGAGCUAAUUCGCUAUCCAUUCUACCUCAGUCAGCUGUUGGGCCGCGAGGUUGGCUUGCUCACCUGGCUGCGCUAUACCAUCUGGAUACCGCUCUACCCCAUGGGCAUCGUUUGCGAGGGCAUUAUAGUGCUGCGAAACAUUCCCUACAUCGAGGAAACCAAACGCUUCACAGUGGAAAUGCCCAACAAACUAAACAUCACCUUUGACAUGGUUCUCUUCCUGAAACUCUACCUCCUGCUGCUCAUUCUGCCAGGCACCUAUCUGGUCAUGUCGCACAUGUCCAAGCUGCGUGCCAAGAAGCUCGGAAGAGGUCGUGGCAAGCGCAGGCAGCUACACGCCGACUAGUUUACGCACUGCACUGUCAGGUGCACUGUUUCGUUCCUUUUGCGACAAGUCCAUUUAGUCGUUAUACCCUUGCAAAGGCUCUUCUAAUGUAACGCACAGACAAGACACGACCAUUCCCGACCGUUUAAAUAUACUCUCUCGUAUGUAUUGUUAAUCAGGAGAACAACCCGAAUUUAUCUAGCCAUGUCCGUCUGUCUAGAUUUAUGAACUUUUCACAUUUUACUAUUCAUAAUCUCGGAGAGUAGAGAUUGUGUUUUUAUAUAUUGAUCAUGGUGCCCAUAUCACAACACAUAUGUAUUGAAUUGUUAUUGUAAACCCAUCUGUCCAGACACUGAGAAACAAUCAGAUUUUUGGUUCAUCCUGUCGUCCAGCUGCAAGGGUAUUUGUACUUCGGCCCGCCGAUGAUAUUUUUAUGCAUUUUUCUAGUUGCGUUUUAAAAAGCAUUAAAAACCCAAAGAAUUAUCUAUACGUAUUCAUU